Hibiscus syriacus is the source of this 772-nucleotide messenger RNA. RefSeq names its product sm-like protein LSM1B. The transcript has 3 exons. Gene Ontology annotation, molecular function: RNA cap binding. Gene Ontology annotation, cellular component: P-body; Lsm1-7-Pat1 complex. The record is from RefSeq and is a predicted model, not a curated record. Gene Ontology annotation, biological process: deadenylation-dependent decapping of nuclear-transcribed mRNA. NCBI's taxonomy places the organism in Eukaryota, Viridiplantae, Streptophyta, Magnoliopsida, Malvales, Malvaceae. Bases 1 to 276 code for a protein of 91 amino acids.
AUGUUGUCCCGCGUUCACAGCAAUGUUGUUCUAGAAGGAGCUUGUGAGCGAGUUGUUGUUGGCAAUUUGUACUGUGAUAUCCCCUUAGGUCUCUAUGCAAUCCGUGGGGAGAAUGUCGUCUUAAUAGGAGUGCUGGACUCGGAAAAGGAGGAGCUUCCGCCUCAUAUGACUGCAGUGUCGGCAGCCGAGAUAAAAAGGGCUCAGAAAGCAGAAAGGGAAGCAACAUAUCUGAAGGGUUCCAUGAGAAAAAGAAUGGAGUUCCUUGAUUUCGAUUAAUAUAUCCGCCUGUUUGUUGGAGUUUCAUGCUAUGUUCGCAAAUAUUAGUGCGACUAUAACCCAAAAUUUGAGACGAGGGUGGGAUAGCAUGAAAGUUCUCACAUUACCUCUGUUAUUUGAGGAGGAAGAAGCCAAAAGAGGGAGUAGAGGUUCUCGAGCAUUCUGAAGACCUUACAAUAUCUGCUAAAAGCUUGGGGCGAGGAAGUUCAAAAUUGCUGGUUUGUUGCUUUCAUGCAAGUAAGAUAGUUUCCUCAAUGUGCACUACGAGUUUUAGGGUUUUAGAAGUGUUCUGCUUAUUCUCGAUAUCGACUCUUAUGUUCUCUCUACUUCCUUUCUUGAUUCUUACAUUUCAUUCGAGUAGAAAACCGUUCAAAAUUGCUGGUUUGUUGCUUUCGUGCUGCAUUUUGUUUUGGCACAAUCACUUUUGAUUAUAUUUGUAAUCUGUUUAGUUGCGUUUUGUGAUCGUUAGAUGCACAAGUUAUGUUUCAUGAUCGUU